UUGUGCUGCGUACCCCAUACUCAUCCCCAGGUGUUCAAACCAAUUUUGUGUUAUUCUGUCCAGGAAUCAUCGGAAUUCAAUACGACAAAGAAAAUUUCUAUGUUGAUUUUGUAGACAUGGCAAAAAGAAUCUUAAUCGUUUUGUUUUGGUUAAAUGCUUUAUCAGCAACAAUUGAAAGCAAGCCUUAUGGCAGUGCAGACGAAGAGCCCGUACCUAUGCGGCCAACUAAGAUCGUGGAAGCAAUCGAUUGGGAAACACCAAUCCGAAUAUGUGGACCGCAAAUAACCAUUUUUCAAGGCUUAUUAUCAUGUGACAACUUUACAAAUCAAAGAAUAUCAAAUAAUGGUGGCAUAGCCUCAGAAUGUUGUUCGACCCCGUGUUCACCUCUAUAUAUUCUACAUUAUUGUGCAAGCCACAGUGACAAAUUAAAUCCAUUAGAGUGGGAGUUGCUUAAAAUGAUACCCACUAUUACUACUACAACUACUUCAACUACACCAAAACCAGUUGAACCUAUUCAAAAAUUAUGUAAAAGAGAUCCCGAUAAUGAAGAUUGCAGUUUUUUCAAAUAUUUUGAAAUGAGUCGCAUUUUUAAUGGUAUGUGGUCUAUGUAA
Sipha flava (yellow sugarcane aphid) is the source of this 611-nucleotide messenger RNA. RefSeq lists its product as uncharacterized. The transcript is spliced from 6 exons. The coding region runs from base 117 to 611 and encodes 164 amino acids. NCBI's taxonomy places the organism in Eukaryota, Metazoa, Arthropoda, Insecta, Hemiptera, Aphididae. The record is from RefSeq and is a predicted model, not a curated record.